AUGGAUGAGUUCUCCUCACUGACUGAUGACGACGUGUCUGUGUUAUUCUGUUUUCUGUGUUCUGACUCCGGUCCUCCUGACUUCACCGACACAGAGUGGCUGAACUUGCUUAAUGAGAUACGAGAGGACGUGUACGGUAAACAAAAUCCUGUAACACGUGAGGAAGCACAGCAGAUUCUGGACAGACUGAAGUCACGUGAUUACCUUUGGGAAGAUCAGGACAAGAUAAAGAAGGAUACAAAGGACGAGACAAUGUAUAAGAUAGCAUCAAGAAACAAUCAUAUACCAUUCUUUUACAGUAGUUAUGACACAGCCAGUGUGUACCUGAGAUCAUGGGAAUACAACAGAGAACCUGGAGAGAAGUGUGUCACUAGUCUUGGCUGUAAUGACUUACUGAUACGCCGUCUACAGAUGAACAUACUGACUCACGUCACCAUGGAGGACACGAAUAUCUAUGAUGAGAUACACCAGAUAUUGAAUAUCCCAAAAAAUGAAAUCAAGAAGAGUAAAGAUGAACGAGAAGAAUUUCUAACGGAACUAAGAAGAGAAGAAAAUGCUGUACAUUACAGAGGAAGAUCACAGGACAGUGUAGAUCACGUGACGUGGCUCAGGAGAUACCGGAGACCUGACAUCGUGAGAUCCUGUAUAGGUCUACAUCCACACAACGACAUUUACAUCAUCGACAACAAAACCUAUAGAAAAAAAA
Saccostrea cuccullata (small rock oyster) is the source of this 706-nucleotide messenger RNA. RefSeq lists its product as uncharacterized. The transcript has 3 exons. Lineage: Eukaryota; Metazoa; Mollusca; Bivalvia; Ostreida; Ostreidae. The annotation marks the transcript as partial. The record is from RefSeq and is a predicted model, not a curated record.